AUGGCCGCAAGACCUGCUCUUUUCACUCGCGGGCUCUCCUCGCUGUCCCAAACAUCAGACCCCAACUCGCCGAACGUGGGCUCACCCGCCGAGCAGCGAGACGAUGCCAAGCGGAACUUCUUGAAGGCCAUGAGACCUCUGCCAACUCAGCACUAUUGGAAUGUCUAUUUCGACAGACAGCAGAAAGACCAGAAGAAGGGUGACGACGACCAGUACCAAGUCCAGCUCGAGCAGCUCGGCACCCAGAUCGAGUCCGUCCAAGACUUCUGGAGAUACAACAACAAUACGCCCGUGGACCAGAUCAAGAUGCGCGAGUCUAUCUACCUGUUCAAGCAGGGCUUCAAGCCUAUUUGGGAGGACCGGCGAAAUAUCAACGGAGGGAGCUGGACGUUCCGUGUGCCCAAGAGCACAGGCCCGGACUUUUGGACGAGGGUGCAACUCCUUGCCAUUGGCGAGCAGCUCCAGAGCGCCUUGGCUGAAGGCGACCAGAUCUGCGGCGUGGGACUCUCGGUGCGAUUCAACUCGCACCUCAUCACCAUCUGGCACAGAGAGUCAUCCAUGAAGAAAUCAGUAGACGGUAUCCUGGCAUGCGUGCUGGAGGAGCUCCCGCCCGAGCUCCGCCCGAAGGCGGACAACUACUUCUAUAAGAAGCACUCAGACCAUGCCGGCUUUAAGGCGCCGCCAGAGCUACAGGCCGUUCUGGACUCGCAGAAGGCUCGCGAGGCGGCGGCUGCGGCGGCGGGUUCUUCGACCACUCAAGGGGCCAUGCCACCACCGCCUACUAUCAAGGAGACUCCGGCCGAUGCCGAAUAG
Molecule: messenger RNA, 813 nt
Organism: Phaeoacremonium minimum UCRPA7
Lineage: Eukaryota; Fungi; Ascomycota; Sordariomycetes; Togniniales; Togniniaceae
Product: putative translation initiation factor 4e protein
Exons: 3
Coding region: 1-813 (270 amino acids)
Biological process (GO): translational initiation
Cellular component (GO): eukaryotic translation initiation factor 4F complex
Molecular function (GO): RNA 7-methylguanosine cap binding; translation initiation factor activity
Source: RefSeq, a predicted model, not a curated record